Molecule: messenger RNA, 6224 nt
Organism: Varanus komodoensis (Komodo dragon)
Lineage: Eukaryota; Metazoa; Chordata; Lepidosauria; Squamata; Varanidae
Gene: RXRB
Product: retinoid X receptor beta
Exons: 9
Coding region: 2494-4938 (814 amino acids)
Biological process (GO): anatomical structure development; positive regulation of transcription by RNA polymerase II; response to retinoic acid
Cellular component (GO): nucleus; RNA polymerase II transcription regulator complex
Molecular function (GO): zinc ion binding; nuclear receptor activity; retinoic acid-responsive element binding
Source: RefSeq, a predicted model, not a curated record
AGUCCAGGAAAUUUAGAAGUCGCCACGGCCCCCGUAGCCAAAGAUCUGGGUAGCGCACGCAGCGCAACAGCUGGAAAGGAGGCAAUUUCCGUAUUAACCCUGGCAGGCAACAUUCGCGUCUCAUAACACCUCUUGUGCAAAUCCCUUAGUUGGAAUUUAGUGGGGCAGCAUCAGAAAGGCCCCCGUGGGUCGGAGUGCGGGCCCGUCUGGUCCCGCACCCGGUUCCCACGGCGGCUCCCGGAGGAUGCCCACCUGCCGGAUGCGAGUGUAGCAGCAUCUCCGGCCAGAGUUGCCCGGCAGGUGGUGCUCAUGGGUGGCUGCCUUUGAGACCGGGGGCGGCAUGGCGCCCUCGGGAUUAGGAGCCAGUGAUGGGCUCGUUUCAAAGAACACUGCAAUUUGCGGUAGCAAGUUUGACCCUUUUACUCCGCCUCGCUUGAAGAAGUGCUCUGUUUGUGUGUCUGGCGUCUCCUGUUUGUUGUUUUGUGCUGUCAGGUCACCACCAAUUUAUGGCAGCCCCAUGAACGAGAGCUCUCCACAGUGGCCUGGCCGUGACAGCCCUGCUCAGCUCUCAGAAAAUCCAGGCUGUAGGCUCCUUUAGAGGGCCACUCCAUCUCGUAUUGGGCCCACCUUGUUUUCUAUUUCCUUUGUUCUCCAGGCAGUUUGGCCCUCUCGUGUGUCCAGAAUAGGACAGCCUCAGUUUGCUUCUAGGGUAGACUCCGGCUUUAUUUGAUCCGGGACCCCCUCAUUCAUCUGUAUUGGUCCAGGGUAUUUGCAAAGCUCUCCCCACAUUAAGUCUCAUUGAAUAACCCCGGGCUCUAGGAAUGCUACUCACUUUCUCCACUCCAUGCAUAAUUUCACCUUUUUUUUAAAAAAUAACCCCAUUGACUUGAAAUUUCGUUUGAGCUGAGACGCUCCUAAACACGUCUUUCUUGCGGCGUGCUGCUCAGCGCCCCUUGAUUAUUUUGGUUGCUCUUUUCUGUACCUUUUCCGAUCCCACAGUAUCUUGUUGGAAUAUGAGAUGGCCAGAAUCGUCCGCGGUUCUCCAAAUGCAGUUGCACCAUCUAUUUGCAUGAGAGAUUGACGUUAUUGGCAGAAUUAUUUCUGAUCCCUUUCUUGAUGAUCCCGGGAAUGGGAUUUACUUGUUCCACAGCUGCACUUUGGGCAUAUGCGUUCUGCCGGGAUCCUUGCAUUGGAGGAUCGGUGGCAUGUCCAGGUAUUGCAAAGGAAGAGGGAGAUGCAACCUAGAACUUGCUGAGGUACCGCGGCUGUAGCUGCUGUCCUGGCCGGCCUGCAGCAGUUAGAGCUUCUCUUCUGUGCUCUGUGAGCCCACCGCUCUUUGUCUGUAGGCCUUUUGAGGAUACAUAGAAAGUCAGAAGGGGGCUCCCGGGCCAUCUAGUCUGACCCCCGGCCGGCUCUGCUCACGGCGUGCCCACUGCACAGUUCUGAAUGUUUGUGCUGAGGGGAAAAACAGGGAAAAGGAUUUGCCCUUGGACUCUGGACUUCAGCACAGUAUUCCUGGCCGGGCCGCUGGGCAGUCCUGAAGUGCCUGCCUCGCCACCUGGCUCCCCGCCUCGCCACCGAAGGCCAGUCAAGCGGUGCAAGGCUGUGUAUUCCUUUGCUGGCAAAUGCUUUGGUGACCCUGCAGUGGCCACAGGUCCCACGGUUAUCCGCCAGGUCAAUAGUUGCUUAUUCCAAGCUCUUUUUGGCCUGUGCAGCCUCCGUGUGCAGACGCAUCGGGACCGUGGGACCAGCCGCGGAGGUCAGAGAGUGAAGAGGACCCGGCGUGGGCAACUUGGCUAGAGGUCGUUGCUGGGUUCAAAGGAUGUGGAGGAGCCAGGCUGUCGGACUUGGGCCAGUGACCCAAGCUCCACCAUCUGGCUAGCCCUGAAAAUGGCCCUAAGCUAAAUUUGAGCCAGGCCUACCUUGGAGGGAGGUUGGAAAGCUAAAAUGGCCGAACACUUCCCACCCCACCCGCCGGAUGCAACCAGUCAAGUUGGCAUCUCGCCGUGGAGUUGUGUCUGUCCGAGGGCUGCUUGGUGUGUUUUCUGUCUGCUUUGCAAGUCGCGGGCGGAGCAUUUCAGGCUGUCGUCACGGUAGACCCGAAGAGUUGCCUUCUGCUGCCACCUCAGAGCAUCUGCUGCCGGCUUGGCUGCAGGGCCUCCCUCCCGCAGUGCCUUGGGGACAGCGGGUGCACGGGCGCUUAGCCCCAGGCGCUGCCCAGCCUUGGUUCCUUGAGCCGCUCAGCCAGCUGUGCCUUGCUGCUGUGGGAAAACUCGUGGGCCCCGGUCCCAGCGGUAGCUGUGAAAGCGGAGCAGCUUGGGCCUCUGCAGCCUCCUCUUUGCCGUCAGGCGAAGCAGAUGCAAAGCAGCAGCUGCUCCCUUGGGGGAGAGUGGGAAAUUGUGGAUGCAGCCAGGCCCCUGAAUCCAAGGGGGAUCGGGCGGGGGGGCACUUCUGUCUCCAGGGCGUGCCCCAUCCCUAGCAGAGAGCUGCUGUAUGUCCGUGGAGACCGUUGCUUUUGCACGGGGGUGUGGGAUGAGCCACCGGGGGCUGCAAGCCAGCCGAGCUCUGCUUUCGAGGCUGCAUCGGCAGCAGAGACAGAGGCUGUGCUCGGCGAGAGCCAGAAACCGUCCCCGGCCACCCCGUCCCGCCUCCGCAGGGACCCGGUCUCCAGAGCCGGUGCACGGCCGGCCUGGCAGCUUCAGGGUCUCCGGAGCCUGCAACGGUAUUCUGCUCCUACGCUUCCCAGCGUGGGCAGGAUGCGGAGAGCACCUUCCUGCUCCCCAGCCGAUGACUCACCUCUCAGCAGUCCAGGCUUGUGAGCUGGGAUUCUGCUCCCCUCGGCAGCCGUGGGGCUCCCAGUGGGUCCAGAGCGUCUCCCCAUCCGCCCGCCGGCCUGGCUGCCCAGAGCAGGAAGGGGUCAAAGUCCAGGCUGGCUGUGCAAGGAGGUUGCUUUCGGACACGGCUUGGGGAAGCAGCAGCAGCCGCCCGGUGCUGCAGGAGGAAGUGGCAUUGUGCAACCCCAGUCCACCCCCCCCCGCCUGCCUCCCCCUCACUCGAGGGGAUGAGGAGCUGUCACUGCUGAGUCCUGUGGGACGUCUCGGGAGUCAUGGCUCGCCCGCGGGCUGUCGGCCAGCGCCACGGAGGGAGCGCCCCAGAGCUGGCGGGGGGAGGCGCUUGGCCCCCGUGCCUCCUUGGGCCUCCCGUGGGCUGCUCCUGCCCGCCGGCAGAGGCCCUGCGCAGCCUGGCGGGGCAGCCCCCCCCCCCCACAGCACUGCCUGCUCGGCCGCAGGGGCAGAUGGGAGCGGCCCCGGGCCUGCGGCUUCCUCCCCCCCGCAGGGCUCCCUGGGAGUGGCGGCCCCAGGAAACCGCCGGGCUGUGCGGUUCUUGCCGCUUUGCGACAUAUCCGGAGAGGAAGCUGGGGUGUCUGGGGUGGGCACUUCUGGGGAACUGCUGGGAGGGCCGAGACCAGGGGCUGUGCCCGGCCCAGAGCCGCGGCGCCCAACUCCGAUUCCGGGCGCCCGGGCCUGUGGGCCGCCACCCCUCCGGCCCCCUCACUCACUCCCUGCCUGCCUGCCUCCCUCCCUCCCUCCGCCAGGCUGCCGGAGUCCCGAUAGCUCUUCGCUCAGCUCGUCUCCUCCGCUGCGGGGCGCAGGGACGCCGCCCCCGCCGGAGCCCUCGGCCCCCCUGCACCCUUCCCUCAUCGGGUCCGCCAUGACCACCUCCAUCAGCGGGCUGGGCUCCCCCUUCCCCGUCAUCAGCUCCUCGAUGGGGUCGCCGGGCCUCCCCGCGACACCCUCCAUCGGCUACGGGCCCGUCAGCAGCCCCCAGAUCAACUCCACGGUGAACCUGUCCGGCCUCCAUUCGGUCAGCAGCUCGGACGACGUGAAGCCUCCGCUGGGCAUGCGGGUGGUGCCGGGCCACCCCCACAGCGGCAUGAUGCCCGGGAAGCGCCUCUGCGCCAUCUGCGGGGACCGAUCGUCAGGGAAGCACUACGGGGUGUACAGCUGCGAGGGCUGCAAGGGCUUCUUCAAGCGCACGAUCCGGAAGGACCUGACCUACACCUGCCGCGACAACAAGGACUGCACCGUGGACAAGCGCCAGCGCAACCGCUGCCAGUACUGCCGCUACCAGAAGUGCCUGGCCACCGGCAUGAAGCGCGAAGCGGUGCAGGAGGAGCGGCAGCGUGGCAAGGACAAGGAGGGGGAGGGGGACCUGGCCGGGGGCGGCGCCAACGAGGACAUGCCCGUGGAGAAGAUCCUGGAGGCCGAGCUGGCCGUGGAGCAGAAAUCCGAGCAGAGCGUCGACGGAUCCGGCACGGGGGGCAGUUCGCCCAAUGACCCCGUGACCAACAUCUGCCAGGCUGCCGACAAGCAGCUGUUCACGCUGGUGGAGUGGGCGAAGCGCAUCCCCCACUUCUCCGAGCUGCCCCUCGACGACCAGGUCAUCCUGCUCCGGGCUGGCUGGAACGAGCUGCUGAUCGCCUCCUUCUCGCACCGCUCGAUCUCGGUGAAGGACGGGAUUUUGCUGGCCACGGGGCUGCACGUCCACCGCAACAGCGCCCACAGUGCGGGCGUGGGAGCCAUCUUUGACAGGGUGCUGACCGAGCUGGUGUCGAAGAUGCGCGACAUGCGCAUGGACAAGACGGAGCUGGGCUGUCUCCGGGCCAUCAUCCUCUUCAACCCAGAUGCGAAGGGGCUCUCGAACCCGGGCGAGGUGGAGCUGCUGCGGGAGAAGGUGUACGCCUCCCUGGAGUCCUACUGCAAGCAGAAGUACCCCGAGCAGCAGGGCAGGUUCGCCAAGCUGCUGCUGCGGCUGCCUGCCCUGCGGUCCAUCGGGCUGAAGUGCCUGGAGCACCUCUUCUUCUUCAAGCUCAUCGGGGACACCCCCAUCGACACCUUCCUCAUGGAGAUGCUGGAGGCGCCGCACCAGAUGUCCUGACCCGGCCGCGAGGAGGCCCCGCACCUGCACCCACCGCCGGGGGCGUAGGGGGCUGCGCAGGCGCGCGUGGCCCGGACGGGCGCCCCCGCGCCUCCCACCCUGUGGCGCCGCAGCCCCCAUCAGCUGCUCCCCGCCUCCCCGCCCCCCCGUGCCCGGGAGACCCCCCUCGGAAGGGUCCCGCAGGGAGGUGGCCCCUGUGCCGCCCAGUAGCUGGAUGUCAGGCGUAGGUGGCCCCAUGCCGCCCGCAAGGCGGUCCUCAGUUGGCCGCCUCCCUUUGAUGCACUCCCAGCCCGGUGGGGCGUUUCUCUGCCCCCUCCUUGGAGGGGGGCAGGCGGACGUAGCCCAGAAUCUGGUGGCCAGGCGAGGCGCCAGGGGCUCCCUGGCUGGGGGGGGCGAGCAGGGUGUCCCGGGCAUGGAGGAGAAGCCCCUUUUCUCUCUCGCGUUUCCCCUUCCGCCUGUCCGCCUUUGCGUCGCUGGGUCGCAGUUCCGUACUUGUGGGGCAGCGGGUGUGGGGCCAGUGGCAUGCACAGCAGAGUUGCGGGCCCUUCUCCCGGAAGUGGGGUGUGCCUCCCCCCCCAGAACAGGCUGUUAAGAGAAGGGGUGAUGCCAGGUGGCGGCUUCACGCCCGCCCCACAGGAGGGCCUCAGCCGGGGGGGGGAGGGCGCGUUCCCCCCGGGUCCCUGGGGCAGCUGCUUAGGGUGGCUGGGGGUGUGCAGAGGGGUUGAAGGUGGCCGAGAGCCCCGGGGGUGCCCUGCCCUGCCCAGCCCAGCGCAGAGCCCCGGUCCCCCCCCCUUGUUUGGUUUAGCACUUUGAGCAUGGCCUGUGUCCCCAUCUAUGCAAGGGGGGGGGCUGCAGGCAGCGCACGUGUGAACGCACCCCCUCCUUGGAGGGGGCUGAGUCCGGCCCUCCCCGCAGGGCGUUUGGGGGGGGAGUGAGGAGGGCGCCCUGCUUCGGGGCCCCGCGAUUCCCCGGGGCAGGCGCAGACCCCUGCCCGGGCGUCCCCCGGAGGUGGGGGCGCCGCUGGACAGAGUGACCCCCAUUGGAGGGCUCACCCCUGGGUGGCAGGUGUGGGGCGGGAGGAACGGCUGGGCUGGUCUGGGCGAGGGGGGGUCUCUUUGGCACACGUUGCUCUUUCCGCCCCCCAACCUCUGCAUGCCUGCAUUCGUCCCCCCCCCCCCCCCCCCCGUUCAUUGGACUUCUGUUGACCCCCCCCCUCUCCUGGAUAACCGCUUUGGAAUAUGCUGAUUUAAUAAAGCUGCUCUUUCCGGAGGGCCCCGAUUUCCCCA